AUGGCCCGCAUUCUCAUCACCGGCUCCUCCGACGGCCUUGGUGCCAUUGCGGCCCAGAAACUCGUCAAAAACGGCCACCAAGUCGUUCUUCAUGCCCGCAACGCCCAGCGCGCCGAAGAUGCGAAAUCGGCCGUGCCCGGGGCCGAGACCGUCCUCGUCGGCGACCUCACCAAGAUCGCAGAGACCAAGAAAUUGGCCGAGGACGCCAACAAGCUCGGCACUUUUGACGUGGUCAUCCACAACGCCGGCCUCUACCGCGGCCCGUACCGCAAGACCGACCUCGGACUUUCGAGCCUCACAGCGGUCAACGUGAUGGCGCCGUACCUCCUAACAUGCCUCAUGAACAAACCCAAGAGAAUCAUCUAUGUAUCAUCGGGUAUGCACCGCAGCGGCGACGCAACCUUCAAGGACCCGACGUGGGUUGAGCGAGGAGAGGCCGCUUGGGACCAGAACCAGGCUUACUGCGACUCCAAGCUGCACGUAAGCACGCUGGCGAAUGCUGUCGCGCGUCUAUGGCCGGACGUGAAGAGUAACUCUCUUGAUCCUGGCUGGGUGGCUACCAAGAUGGGCGGACAGAGCGCUCCGGGUAGCGCUGAUGAUGGCACGGCUACAUAUGUCAUGCUUGCAGAGGGAACCAAUGGUGGGGACGUGAGUGGAAAGUACUUCAAGCCUGGGAAGAAGGAAGACGUCGCGGAGGAGUUCACCAGGGAUAUCAAGAGACAGGACCAGUUGCUGGAGCUCUGGGGAAAUCUCACGGGAGUGAAACUGCCUGUCUCUUAA
Messenger RNA from Colletotrichum siamense, 780 nucleotides. It is a transcript of the gene chyC-0, whose product is annotated as Short-chain dehydrogenase chyC. The record is from RefSeq and is a predicted model, not a curated record. The coding region runs from base 1 to 780 and encodes 259 amino acids. NCBI's taxonomy places the organism in Eukaryota, Fungi, Ascomycota, Sordariomycetes, Glomerellales, Glomerellaceae. The transcript has a single exon.